Molecule: messenger RNA, 480 nt
Organism: Bipolaris oryzae ATCC 44560
Lineage: Eukaryota; Fungi; Ascomycota; Dothideomycetes; Pleosporales; Pleosporaceae
Exons: 4
Coding region: 1-480 (159 amino acids)
Biological process (GO): translation
Cellular component (GO): cytosolic small ribosomal subunit; ribosome
Molecular function (GO): structural constituent of ribosome
Source: RefSeq, a predicted model, not a curated record
AUGGCCACCGAACUCACUGUCCAGUCGGAGCGCGCUUUCCAGAAGCAGCCUCACAUCUUCCUUAACCACAAGGUCGGCGGACCGCGCAAGAACACCCGCUCCAGGAGAUGGUACAAGGACGUUGGUCUGGGCUUCCGUACGCCCAAGACUGCCAUUGAGGGUACCUACAUCGACAAGAAGUGCCCUUUCACCGGCCUGGUCUCCAUUCGUGGCCGUAUCCUCACCGGCACCGUCAUGUCCACCAAGAUGCACCGCACCUUGAUCAUCCGCCGUGAAUACCUCCACUUCAUCCCCAAGUACUCCCGUUACGAGAAGCGCCACAAGAACCUCGCCGCUCACGUCUCGCCCGCUUUCCGUGUCGAGCCCGGUGACCAGGUCGUCGUUGGCCAGUGCAGGCCCCUCUCCAAGACCGUCCGCUUCAACGUCCUCCGUGUCCUCCCCCGAAAGGGAAAGGCUGCUAAGCAGUUCAACAAGUUCUAG